AUGGGUAGUUCUAUCCAUUCUCUUGUCGAAAUCACCUCAAGAAAGAUCAUUAAGCCAUCAUCUCCAACCCCUUAUCACCUUAAAACUCUCAAGCUCUCUCUUUUGGAUCAAAUGUUUCCUCCUACGUUAUAUGGAACCCUCUUGUUUUUCUACACCAACCAUUGGCGUUGUGCCAAUUUUGCUUCCAAAGCUUCUAAGCGCUUGCAAGAGUCUCUAUCCAAAACUUUGGUUCUCUUCUAUCCAUUGGCUGGCCGGCUCAAAGGUCCUGCGUUCAUCGAGUGCAACGAUGAAGGAGCUCAUUUCUUGGAAGCUAGGGUUAACUGCCAGCUUGCAGAUUUUCUUCAACAACCGGAGCCCAAGUUACUCAAUCACUUGAUCCCCGAGACUGAUUCUGAAACAGCUCAAGUAGCCAUGGGGUCUGUUCUUUUGCUUGUUCAAAUCAAUGUUUUUAACUGCGGAGGAAUUGCUAUUGCAGUAUCUCCUUCGCACAAAAUUGCAGAUGUAAAAUCGCUCUACACGUUCGCGCAAACAUGGGCCGCCAUAAAUCGUGAUGAAGAUCAAUAUGAUGAUGGAGUUGGAGGGCGAUUAGCGUUGCCGGAGUUUAAUGGAGGAAAUUUGUUGCCGUCUAGAGACUUACCGGCCAUCCCAAACACCUUGGAAACGCCUAGUGAAAAUUUAACUGCUAGGAGAUUUGUGUUUGAUGUCUCAAAGAUGGCAAGUCUCAAGGCCAAAAUUGAGGGUGUUGUCCAAAAUUUCAUCCCCACAAACGUACAACUAGUUUUGGCAAUCAUCUUAAAAUGUGCUAUUGCUGCUUCUCAUAACACCAAGCCUGGGAGAAUCACGCCAACAGUUCUGUUCCAAAUGGUAAACUUGCGACGGAGAAUGCUCCCGGAGCUGACACAAAAUGCCAUGGGGAAUUGGUUUUGGCCACUUCCAGUCUUGUUCAAUGAGGAUGAGACCCAAUUACACGAGUUGGUGAGCACGAUGAGGAAAGGUUUGACAGACUUUGUCAAUGAGAAGGCAAACAGAUUUAAAGGUGUAGAGGGAUUCUUGGCAGUGUUUGAAUGCAUUAGAGAGAGGGACCAACUUUUAAAGAGCAAGAAGGGCAUCAAUCUUUAUAGGGCCACAAGUCUGUGCAAGCUCCCUCUGUAUGAAAUGGACUUUGGAUGGGGAAAACCUACGUGGGUCACCAGCAAAGGCGGCUAUAAGAACGUAAUUGUGUUGUUGGAUACAAAGUUUGGUGAUGGAAUUGAAGCUUGGGUGACCCUUGAUGAACAAGAAAUGGCCAUAUUUGAGUCUGACGAAGAGCUCCUUGCAUAUUUGCCGAGCAUGGGAGGUAUGAAAAUCAAUGUUGAUGGGGCUUGGCAACCUGGACUUACAGUGGGCGGAGUAGGCGUCGUGGUUCGCAAUUCCGCAGGUGACUUUGUGGUGGGUUGCGCCAUGGCUUUGGACAAUGUUUUCUCUGCGGCUCAUGUUGAAGCUGUUUGA
This is a messenger RNA of Prunus armeniaca (apricot), 1488 nucleotides long. Lineage: Eukaryota; Viridiplantae; Streptophyta; Magnoliopsida; Rosales; Rosaceae. The record is from the annotation of a GenBank genome assembly.